Messenger RNA from Neoarius graeffei (lesser salmon catfish), 1209 nucleotides. RefSeq lists its product as uncharacterized. Bases 1 to 948 code for a protein of 315 amino acids. The record is from RefSeq and is a predicted model, not a curated record. The transcript has 4 exons. NCBI's taxonomy places the organism in Eukaryota, Metazoa, Chordata, Actinopteri, Siluriformes, Ariidae.
AUGCAACAGUUCAUUCUGCAGCCGAAGAAGCUCCUGCAGUAUGGCCCUGUGGAUUACAGCUCGGUGCACUGUGUGAGGGCAGAGGCGCUCUCGCUCACCCUCCAUCUCACCAGCACGCCGUCGGAAUGGAUCUGCGUCUCCACCCCUGACGACCCGCUUAAAUCUCAGAUGCUGAUGAUGACGUUGGGCGGAGUCAUUCCCACUGCGAUAUGCUUGUUUGUUUUAGCCGCAGUCGGAGGUUUCGCUUCUUACUACAUCUGUGGUCACAAACUGCGGCUGCCCAAGAGCGUGGACGUGGACAUGAAGCGUAAACUCCAGAUGUUCCAGCCGGAUCCGCCCCGAAUAAACUUAAUCAUCUUCAACAUCACCAACCUGAGCACGGGGGAAUCCAAACACAGCUUCCUCAGCCCAUUUCAUCAUGGUGUUGACAUUCCAGAGUCCUCACCGCUCGCCAUUGUAGAGGACGGCGAGGUCAGUUACGCGCCCCAGGACACCCAGAAUACAUCAAGAGCAUCAGCAGGUCUCCACAGCCACCGCGGCUCUUUGGGGGAGGAUUACGGAUUGGUCUGUCAGGAAGACAGGAUUCAGGUGGCCAGCUGCCUGUAUAAAUCCCAGCAGUGUGUGGGCAGAGUCAACCCAUACACAGCACAGACUGGAACGACAGAACCAGCACAGGACAGAUAUGAAGAAAAUGAAGAUGGAGAGAUGCAGAUGUUUUGUAACUGGGACGAAGAUCCUGGUCAGCUCCAGCUGGACUUCCCUCUGGUUAGCAGGUUCAGCUCAGAAACCACAGAGACCCCGAUGCUUGGGGACACGAUGCUGCUCCCACACCAUCCUGCCCUCACGAGUGUCGUGGUCAAGCAGGGUUCAGAGGAGAGUGAAGAUGAUUGCCUGCUCCUGAAGAUGGAGAAAGACUGGAACCUGCAGAUCCAGAGCACUACCUCCUAGAUUCCUCCGACAUCUGUUUUGAUCAAAGUCAUCAGUCUGGGAUUUUAUUAAACACCCAGCGUUCCUUAUGUUGAUGGACACCAAAUGCUGCUCUUAUGAGUAAAGAUCCUCCUGAUGGCCGUCUGGUUUUUGGUUUGAGAUGGAGAUCAGCUUUUUUACUGGAUAAAACUGGUCUGGGUGGGUGAUGGAAAUGCAGUGUUCAGAAAGUUCAGGCUUUGGGUUGUUUACAGAAAUUCAGCCAAGUUCCACUUUUAGGACAGA